Impatiens glandulifera is the source of this 2406-nucleotide messenger RNA. RefSeq names its product transmembrane 9 superfamily member 12. Gene Ontology annotation, cellular component: membrane. The coding region runs from base 218 to 2197 and encodes 659 amino acids. The record is from RefSeq and is a predicted model, not a curated record. The transcript is spliced from 2 exons. Gene Ontology annotation, biological process: protein localization to membrane. NCBI's taxonomy places the organism in Eukaryota, Viridiplantae, Streptophyta, Magnoliopsida, Ericales, Balsaminaceae.
UUUCUCAGAUCUCCCCCAAAAUGAAUCAAACCCUUCCUUUGCGUAAGUUUCCUUCUUCAUCUUCUUCGUCUUCGAUUCUUGCUAUCUUGUUAUCAGCUUUCUACUCAUAAUCGGCUUUCAAAAUUCUCCGGGGACUUCGUCAACUCACCGCCGGUCAAGUUUUCAUAGAUCAAGAUUUGUGAUUGUGAAAGCUUAUAGUAGAUAAAAAAAGGCAAACAUGACUCAUUCAUCUGCCUCAAAAUGGAGAUAUUGGGGAGCACUUGUACUUGUUCUUCUUGUUUUCGAUAUAUGCAAUGCCUUUUAUCUACCAGGAAGCUACAUGCAUACUUAUUCAGACGGGGAUGAGAUAUUUUCCAAGGUUAAUUCCUUGACUUCUAUUGAAACUGAGCUGCCAUUCAAUUAUUACAGCUUGCCUUAUUGCAAGCCCUUAGGUGGCAUAAAGAAAAGUGCAGAGAAUCUUGGAGAACUCCUUAUGGGGGAUCAAAUAGACAAUUCCCCUUACCGUUUUCGAAUGAAUACUAACGAAACCAUUUACCUUUGCACUACGCCUCAUCUUAACGAGCACGAGGUUAAGCUCUUAAAGCAAAGGACUCGUGAUUUGUAUCAAGUAAACAUGAUUCUCGACAACUUGCCGGCCAUGAGGUUUACUAAACAGAACGGUGUUAACAUUCAAUGGACUGGUUAUCCGGUCGGAUAUACGCCGCCUAAUAGUAACGAUGAUUACAUCAUUAAUCACCUCAAGUUCAAGGUUUUCGUUCACGAGUACGAAGGAACGGGGGUGGAGAUCAUAGGCACUGGCGAGGAGGGUAUGGGAGUAAUUUCAGAGACGGAGAAAACGAAGACGGCUGGAUAUGAGAUUGUGGGGUUCGAAGUUGUUCCGUGCAGUGUGAAACACGAUCCCGAAGUCAUGACUAAAUUGCAUAUCUACGAUAACAUUUCGACAAUCCUUUGCCCGUCUGAACUCGAGAAGGCGCAGAUAAUAAGGGAACAAGAGAGGAUUUCGUUCACUUAUGAGGUUGAGUUUGUGAAGAGCGACAUUAGGUGGCCUUCUCGAUGGGAUGCUUAUUUGAAAAUGGAAGGAGCCCGCGUACAUUGGUUCUCGAUUUUGAACUCGCUCAUGGUUAUAUUCUUCUUGGCGGGGAUUGUGUUCGUCAUAUUCUUGAGGACGGUUAGGAGGGAUUUGACGAGGUACGAAGAGUUGGACAAGGAAGCUCAGGCGCAGAUGAACGAGGAGCUUUCCGGGUGGAAGCUUGUUGUCGGAGAUGUGUUUAGAGAACCAAACCAUUCAAAGCUACUAUGCGUGAUGAUUGGGGAUGGAAUUCAAAUCACCGGAAUGUCGGUCGUGACGAUCGUUUUCGCAGCCCUAGGUUUCAUGUCCCCUGCUUCUCGGGGGAUGCUCUUAACCGGGAUGAUCAUACUUUAUCUUGUAUUGGGGAUUUCGGCCGGUUAUGUUUCCGUUCGAUUAUGGGUGACAAUAAAGGGCUCUAUUGAUGGAUGGAGAUCAGUUUGUUGGUCGGCCGCUUGUUUCUUCCCGGGGAUUAUCUUUGUUAUCCUCACGACCUUGAAUCUCAUUUUAUGGGGAAGUAACAGUACGGGCGCCAUCCCCAUUUCGUUGUACUUCAUUCUCCUUUCGCUUUGGUUCUGCAUUUCAGUUCCUCUAACCCUAGUCGGAGGAUACCUGGGGACCAGGGCCGAGCCUAUUCAAUAUCCGGUCCGAACCAAUCAAAUACCUAGGGAAAUCCCGGCUAGGAAAUACCCAUCCUGGCUACUUGUUCUCGGCGCGGGGACACUUCCUUUUGGAACCCUAUUCAUCGAGCUUUUCUUCAUACUCUCGAGUAUAUGGCUCGGAAGAUUCUAUUACGUUUUCGGUUUUCUUCUCAUCGUGCUGACGAUGUUGGUGAUUGUGUGCGCGGAAGUGUCGGUUGUGCUCACUUACAUGCAUUUAUGUGUGGAGGAUUGGCAAUGGUGGUGGAAGGCGUUCUAUGCUUCCGGGUCGGUUGCGCUUUACGUGUUUCUAUAUUCGAUUAACUAUUUGGUGUUUGAUCUCAAGAGUUUGAGUGGGCCUGUUUCGGCUACGCUUUAUCUCGGAUAUUCAUUGAUCAUGGCGAUUGGAAUUAUGUUGUCGACGGGGACUAUCGGGUUUCUUACCUCGUUCUAUUUUGUUCAUUACCUAUUCUCGUCAGUGAAGAUUGAUUAGAAUUUCGAAGGUUUAAUAUUUUCGCAAGGGAAAAGGUUUGAACAUUUUUCAUUUUUAGCUGAAUCGAAUUCAAGAGGGUGUUUCUGUAAUUGGCUUGUUUUUCAUAUUCUACACAUUAUUAUUCACUGCAAGCUCUAGUUGUAAUGGUUAAACUUCUUGUCUUAAUAUUCAUUGCAAGCUAGUGGUAAUGUACCUUGUUUACCCUUCCU